CCUCAUCUGUCAGUGUGCGGGGGCGGGACUCUGCCGGCAGUCGCUCCCGAGAGGCGAGAAAAGCUAAAGCUGCACUUUUUUUUAGCGCUCUGUUGCAGAAGCGGCUUCCCGACGCUCGCAAUUGGCUCGCAGCGGCAGCGGCACCUCGGAGAUCGGCGGGACCCUGAACGAAGGAAGCGCAGCUCAUCGCUGGAGAGGAGCCUAUUGUUGAUAGGGGAAGCCUCACCUGGAUAGACUCGCCUGCGUACGGAGGGACGAGGCAGAAGAGGACGCGAAGCCCAGUUAUCUCCGCGCGGCCGGCUGAAGGAACCGAGAAGAAUAUGAUCCUCAAACAGCAUCUGCUCUUCGCCCUCUACAGCCUCUGCGGGAUCCUUCUAAAAGCGGCUGCAACGAAAAACAAAGUGAGAGGUAGCCAGAGCCAGUUCCCCAUCGUUCACAACGUGACAGUGACAGAGGGCGGAACGGCCAACAUGACCUGCCGGGUGGAACACAAUGACAACACCUCCCUCCAGUGGUCAAACCCGGCACAGCAGACUCUCUUCUUCGGCGACAAGAAAGCGCUAAGGGACAAUAGGAUCGAGUUGGUGCGUGCGUCAUGGCAAGAGCUCACCAUCAGCAUCAGCGAAGUGACGCUGCAGGACGAGGGCCUGUACACCUGCUCUCUGUUCACCAUGCCCAUCAAGACGGCCAAGGCGUACCUCACCGUUCUGGAAGGACGGAUUCACAAGGGUGUCCCAGAGAUGCCUGAGAUCGAUGGACUCACGAAACCCGUCAAGGAGGGCGACCACGUCACGCUGACCUGCAUCACCUCCGGGAGCAAGCCGGCUGCCGAAAUCCGAUGGUUCCGCAACGAAAAGGAGAUCAAAGGCGCCAAGGAGGUGAAUGCCAGCGGGAAGACGUUCACGGUGAAGAGCUCCGUCCAGCUCCAGGUGGACCGCGAUGAUGACGGCGUAGCUUACACGUGCCGGGUGGACCAUGUGGCACUGGCGUUGUCGCCGCAGCAGGCCACGGAGGUGCUGGAGGUACACUAUGCCCCUCGGGUGGAGAUCACGCACUCUGCAGUACACCCCCAAGAAGGCGAUUACCUAAAGCUGGAGUGCGUCUCCAAAGGAAAUCCAUCACCUGACCCAGUCCUCUGGACGAAGGAUGGGAGCGAACUGCCUGACAUCGACCGCAUGAUCGUGGAGGGCCGUGAACUGACCAUCACGUCCUUGAACAAAACGGACAACGGCACGUACCGCUGCGAGGCCAGCAACCACCUGGGCACCAGCAGCGCUGAGUAUGUGCUCUACGUGUACGAUGUCCCCACUACAAUGCCGCCAUCCUCAGCACCCCCCACCCAAUCCACCAACUCAGACACCACUGCUUGCUUAGAUACCCACGCCAACAAACCUGCAGCUACUGGCAUUGUGCGAGAUCCCAAUGCCUUGGAACAGAGAGGACCAGACCAUGCGCUGAUCGGAGGGGUGGUCGCCGUGGUCGUCUUUGUCACCUUAUGUUUAAUAAUUGUGCUGGGACGAUACCUGGCGAGGCAUAAAGGCCGGACAGGAACGUACCUAACGAACGAGGCCAAAGGAGCGGAUGACGCACCCGAUGCAGACACAGCCAUCAUCAAUGCCGACGGCAAUCAUGCACACGCAGAAGAAAAGAAGGAGUACUUCAUUUAGACUGGUCCCCCUGCCUCCCUCCUGUCGAUCUGCGUAGGAAAGCCCGCAUUCAGCUCAAGAGUCCCCUGUCCCCCUCACUUUUGCCCUUUCCGUUAAUUCAUUCUCUCCGACCUGCGUCUUCUCAAAUGGCCAGUUUUUACGAGCAGCUAACUGCUGAAGACAUCAAUCUUUUUCUAUCCACGCUAUAUCUGUUCAAAAAUCCCCAACCUACAAGAAUGUGUCGGGGCCAUUCGAAAUAUGCCCAAAUCUCCCCAGCUCACCAGCCACACCCCAAUUUUGUGGGCCAUAAAUUUUACAGUGCCUAAAUAUACAGACAUCCAUUGAAAAUUCAGUCAAUGCCUUCAUUUAUGUGAGUGAUGUAACCCGAUGAUAAUCACUAUUGUGUUGAUCAGAGAAGUGAAGAAGACUCAUAUGGUUAGAGCUAUCCUCUCGUUAACUGAACCCACUUUUAUUUUAACUAGAUUACAUAUUUAAUAACAUUGUUCCUCCCCGAGCUGUUUUAAUAGGAAAAGAGUUACGUGUAUAUAGAUUACAACAUGGAAAUCAAUUUUAGUCCCACAACUUUGAGGCAACACUUGCUAAAAGGAUAAAAACAAAAAGAUAUAGUAUUAUAGGAUGUAAAGCUUAAGGCUUGCUGGUAUAAAAAUAAGGAUCUGUUUGACCUGAGACUACAGUGAUUAAGACAGCAGAUUCAUCAUAAAACCUGAGGGGUAACAUGUAAUUCAGCAGGCGAUGGAGGCAAUUGUACAAUUUUAAGUAAGCCAGUAAGUAUGAAAGGCCACCAUUUGCACCAUAAUCUUUUGUCUUACUCUUGUUGUUUUGUCUGUAUAUUCCUGCACUGUUUAGCCUAUUCACCACUGACAUAUGAUGUUCUCUUACCACUGAUGGGACAGUGACUUGAAUAGUGGUCUAAAAAUCAGUCAGCGAUUUACCGCAGGCGGACAUGGAGGUUCAAAAGGAACUCAUCCUUUUGACAUUUCUAUUAACUGCAUGGCAGAUGGGCGGAGUUGCCUUCCUUCCUGGAAGCCAAUAGUGAUGGCUAAAUGAAGCUUCAUGAACCAUUUGCUGUAUUUUUUGACUGCACUAGAUGGUGGUCUUUGCUUACUUGUGGCAUUGUUUGAGUCCUUUUUUUGAAUGGAGACCGCCAUCUAGUGGAGGUCAGAAAAUACUGCAAGUGGUUCAUGACGCUUCAUUUGACCAUCACUAGUGGACACGUAGUUUGACCUAAAUCGAACGCAUUUAGAAGGCGAGUUCAUAAAGUGGAUUAUCGCAUAGAAUGAGAACGAGGGGAAAAAAACAAGCACUUGCAGCAACUCUAAGAGAACAUUGUAUGUUAGUUGGUACAGAUCCCCCCCACCCCCACAUCGUUUGAUAAUAAAAUAAAUAAAUUCCAAAAAAAAAUUAAACAAAGAAGCACAAAUACUAUGGGAAAAAACAGCAUCACUUUGCAAACCAAUGGACUGACUCAGGAUUCCAAGAUGAGUCUAAUUUAGGAAUUAGGCCGUUCGAACCCGUGGACGCAAAUUGGCUCCCCAGCUCACUCCAGUCAAAACAUACCAUCAAGCUGUAUAUCAAACAUAGUAAACAGGACAAAGUCUUUUUAAAGAUGCAUCUGAAAACUGUCUUUUGUUUAUACGACAAAUAAGCUCCCUUGUCAAUACAGCUGUAUAUUAUGUCUGCUGAAUGUGGGUUAGUGAAAAUUGUUGUUAGAUUUUGGAACCCCUCAUACCUUAAAAAUUUGUAUAUUAGCCAAUUUAUCUAUUGAAAAUAAUCUACAGAUCUUUUCAAUUUGUCAUUUGUCACUGCUUAUAUUAAAUAAGAAAUAUGACAAACGUGUUUUCUUUCAGCGCAAGGCAUGUAUAUACUGUGUAAGUACUAAACUUUGGUAAUACAUAUUUGUUAAUUUUUUUUUCCCUCCAAGCUUUCAUUUCAAUUUAUUUAAUUUCAGAUUAUUUCAUUCGGCAUCGCUAGUUGGAAUAAAAAUGUUGGUCUCUUAACAUCUUUGGAGAGUGCGAUUCACCUGCUGUUUGUGUGCUCUGUGCGGAUAGCAUGGUUGUAGAAGCAUAAUCCUGUAGAGGAGUCAACACAAACACCCGGAGAACACAGCCGGUGAGCUCUCAACAGUGUUUUCUGAGAAUUUAGCGGUUCUUGGCCACCACCGUCACGGCCGUGGCUUCCUCGCGCAUGCCGUGGUGAAAUGCUGCAUCACUGUGUUUCCUGUGAAAUGCAGACAGGUUAAAAACCUAUUAGUCACCGAAGAGAUCAAAUGGAAAAACUGUUGAAUCAUUCGUGGUUUUUUUUUUCCUUUAAAUGAUGUUAUAUAUUAUAUACUGGUAUAAGUCCAUGUACAUUUUCCACUAGUUGGCCAUAACACAGGAUUGGGGGGUGCUGGAAACCAGUUGCCGUGAAGGGAAAUGUUGUGUAAAGAAAGGUGAUAUAAAUAUUGGUGAGAAGGUUAUGCUGGUAGGGUGACCUAGGCCUCAGUAAGCUGCAGCAGCGUUAUUGGCGUUGCGCUUGCAAGUUCCAACCAGCAAGAGGGUCCAUCGUUUGAUCUUAGAGGACUUCUUUAAAUCGACUUCUUGACACAAAAAUCCACGGCUGUUACAAAGCUAAGGUACAGAGACCAACAUAUUUUGAGCUUUUGAUUUCCAGCCCCGCUAUCCAUGUGUCCAUGUAUCAUUCUAGGUGUAUCCAUUUCUAUCACAUGCACUCUGAUUGAAGAUGGUACAAGGUUACCUUGUGUUGAGAGGGUCUAUGUAUGUAGCUUGUUCAGGACCUGUAAGAGUAUUGGUUUGCUGGUUUCGCAAUGAAGUCCAGAAGUCUUACCUAAAUGUAAUCUACUUCAAAUCGAAGUCAUUCAUGAAAAAUGUACCAGAAUAAAUCAAGCAGCUUCAAUAUAACAAUCACCGCAAUUGCCUUUGUGUCUUCAAAAAUGUCAACAAUGUUUUGAGCUGUAGGUCCCCUUAUGGUGUACCUGAAGAGCUUACAUGAAAAGGAGUCCAAACAUGUUAAUACAGUAUUUUUACUUCUUAAAGCAUGCUCCAGCUUUUUUUUAACUGAGUCAUUUUAUAUUUACUUAUUUUCUGUUGAUUUAAGGAUUUUUUUUACAGUUUUUUGUUAAUUUGUUUUACUUUAAUUUGCUAUUUUCGUUUUGGAAUGUUUGACUUGUGUGUAUUUUCAGUGUUGAACUGUCUUAUUUCCAAAGCUUUGAAAACAGCACUUGUAAAAAAAAAAAAAAGGAAAUGGCAAAGGUAUAGAGUAAAGAGUGCGCAAAAGUGA
This is a messenger RNA of Paramormyrops kingsleyae, 4946 nucleotides long. Lineage: Eukaryota; Metazoa; Chordata; Actinopteri; Osteoglossiformes; Mormyridae. The record is from RefSeq and is a predicted model, not a curated record.